GCGAGGGCGGGCGCUAGGAGUCCGGAGAACCCAGUAAUCCGAGAAUGCAGCAUCAGCCCUUCCCACCAGCACUUCCUUCCUUUUCCCGAACGUCCAGGAGGGAGGGCUGCGCUCUUAUAAACUCGCUCUGGCUCUCCGGCAAAUCAAAGGCUGCUUCGCCGAGGCUGCCCCACGCAGCCCGACACUUCUGCUCCGGUACAGCCGCGAACAGCUGUCGCCGCCAGCGCCCCGCGCCUCUCAGAACCGGCCGGGCUCGGACCGGCGGUGGCGCUUGCGCGGUCCCCAGCGCCUGCACGCGGUGUGCGGGACAGCAUGCUGCGGGUCCUGCUCCUCGGCGUGCUGGGCUCUGCAGCCCUGGGUCUCCCCCAGCCCCAGCCCCAGCCCCACGGGAGCCAGUGCAUCGGACAAGACUGUUUUGCGCUCUUCCGGGGCCCUGCGACCUUCCUCGCCGCCAGCCAGGUCUGCGAGCGCCUGCGGGGCCACCUGAUGACCGUGCGCUCCUCGGUGGCCGCUGAUGUCAUCUCCCUUCUACUGAGCGGCGGCGGCGGGGGCGAGAGCCCGCGCCUCUGGAUUGGCCUGAAGCUCCCGCCAGGCUGCAGCGACCCGGGUCACCUAGGUCCCUUGCGGGGCUUCCAGUGGGUUACGGGCGACAACAGCACCAGCUACAGCAGGUGGGCGCGGCCCCACGAGGCCCCCGCGCGCCUCUGCGGUCCGCUGUGCGUGGCCGUCUCGGAGGCUGGCGUCCCCGCACCAGGUGAGCCGUCCUGGGAGGAGCAGCAGUGCACCACGGAGGCCGAUGGCUUCCUCUGUGAGUUCCACUUCGCAGCCUCCUGCAGGCCUCUCGCUGUGGGGGCCGGUGCCCUGGCGGCCGCCAGCAUCUCAGUCAACUACAGCACCCCGUUCGGGGCCCGAGGUGCGGACUUCCAGGCGCUGCCCUUGGGCAGCUCCGCCGAGGUGGCGCCCUUCGGAGUGGAGCUGGUGUGCGAGAUGAGGCCAGGCGAGGUCGACGGCCGCUGGGGCCGGGCCGAGCCGGGCGCCUGGGACUGCGGCGUGGAGAACGGCGGCUGCGAGCACGUGUGCAACCGGAGCGCCGGGGAGUCCCGCUGCCUCUGCCCCGCUGACACCGCUCCGGAGGCCGACGGGCGCUCCUGCGCCGGCCCUGAGGAGCACUUGUGCGACAAACUCUGCCAUCACUUAUGCCACCGCAACCCCGACGUGCCCGGCGGCUACUCGUGCAUGUGCGAUGUGGGUUACAAGCUGGCUGCGGACCAGCUCGGGUGCGAGGACGUGGACGACUGCAUGCUGGUGCCUAGCCCAUGCCCUCAGCUCUGUGUCAACACGCCGGGCAGCUUCGAGUGCCUCUGUCAUCCUGGCUACGACCUGGUGAACGGUGAGUGCGUCGAGGCUGCGGACCUGUGCCUGGGAAAUAACUGUGAAUACCAGUGCCAGCCCUUGAAGGAAACGGAGUCCCCGCCGUACCGCUGCAUCUGUGCGGAGGGCUUCGCGCCCAUCCCCCACGCCCCGCACAAGUGCCAGAUGUUCUGCAACCAGACCGAAUGCCCAGCCGACUGCGAUCCCAACUACCCGGACAGCUGCCAGUGCCCCGAGGGCUACAUUCUGGACGAGGGCUCCGUGUGCGCCGACAUCGACGAGUGCGCCGACGGCAACUGCAUCAAUGCACUGUCCUGCAAAAACCUCCCUGGCACCUAUGAGUGCAUCUGCGGGGCCGGCAUAGUCAAGACUGGCAGCGACUGUGACCUCACCUCCGUGAAGAAAGUCGAAGGCGAAGAGGGGGGCUCUGGGGAGCCUCCGGUCAGCCCGACACCUGGCGGCACCUCGAGCCCCAGGCCUGCAGGGUCUGUGCAUUCUGGCGUCCUCAUUGGCAUCUCCAUCUCCAGCUUGUGUCUGGUGGUGGCGCUUUUGGCGCUCCUCUGCCACCUGCGCAAGAAGCAAGGCGCCAUGCAGGCUGAGCUGGAGUACAAGUGCGGGGUCCCCUCCAAGGAGGUGGUGCUGCAGCACGUGCGAACAGAGCAGAUGCCUCAGAAACUCUGAGGGGGUCCCCCUCCCUGGCCCCAGGCGUUGGCUUGGCCUUUUCUUCCUCCUGUGCCUCAUCCCCUGGCCUCCUCCCCCAGCCUUACUCCCGAAGCACCUUAGCUGGCAGCAGAACUGGAGGAGACCCCCAUCCCUUCUUUUGCCGACUCCAGGAAUGGCUGGGGAGGAGGGACUGGAAGGAGGAUGCACCCUGUUUGCUUCCAUCAUGUCACCAGACUACUGGGCAGAGAUGGCAAUUGUAAAAUGAAUAUGAAGAUUGCAAAGUGCCCCAUGCCCUCUGUAGGGCAGGCGGGGUGAGCACUAUUGGGCAGACUGUGAUCCGAUGGACUAGAACUGGGCCAACCCAUCUGAGUCACCUUACCUGCAUCUGACUGACCCUACUUCUACUUUUAGCUGUCUGCCUAGGCAGAGCUCUUACGUGAAACAGAGCAAAAGCACUAAAAAUAAGAAUGGCUGGGCAUUUGUUCUUUCCCCAGAUUUGCUAAUUUAUCCUGAAGUUUCAUGCUUCCAGAACCAAUAUCACUUUAACAAAGGUUAAGAUGUGAGAGGCAUUUGUUAAAUUAAUGUUGCUGGACUUUCUUAGAAAUUCAACCCAAGGAGUUUUUUUUGUUGUUGUUUUUGUGUUUUUUUAAACAGUGAGCCUGGGUUUUAUUAUUGGUGUUGUUUUGGUUUGGACUGAAAGGUAGUCAUUGUUGUUAAGCUUUUAUGCAGUUUCCUUUUACAUUAUUAUUAUUGUUGUUGUUGUUAUUUUUAACAGUGUUGGAAUGUUCACAUGAUUGCUCUAGAUUGAAAGAAAAAGGAAUCAUCUCCCAGGAGAUAGUUUAAGAAAGUUAUGAGUUGCCUGAUUCAUGCCAAUUACCAUUUUGACUCACUGUUUUUGUCAUUUGUAGGCUAAAAUAAAACCAGCUUUACUGUUUUGGGGGCAUUUGGGAGUUUGGGGAUGGAACCUGGUAGAUGCCCAGGCCAGGCCCUCACCUUGAUCAGGCCCUUGAGAAUGUCUCCCACUUCAGAGGGGCCUUCUCACCUCAUUCACUUGGAACUUGCUCCCCACAAGAAAUGGGGGCUGUUUUCACCCCCUCCCCCCCCACAGCAGGUGGUUAGAAAUGCAGAAACUUGGGCUUCACCCCACUGACUCCAUGAGAAUCUGUAUUUUAGCAAGAUCUGCAGGGGGUUACCUAUGGUUUAAGAAGAAAGGUUUCAGACAGCUUCCAACUUCUGGAAUUGAGCAGAUGGGGAUCAGUAAUAAGUAGCAGGCCAAGUCAGGGCCUUUAUUAUCAAGAAACUGAGGAAUCUUAAUUUCCGGUAGAAAAACUAGGUACACCCCUUUAGACAUCACUAAACAGGGUUUUUGGUUCAAUUAAGCUAGGAAUGAAAUUAUGAAUGGGAAAAAAAUGUGUAUCUUUUGUGACAAAGAUUUUUUCUACUAUUUUGUAAACUCAGCAUAUUUGUACAUAUUUAUUUAUUGGAGAUAAACUAGAACACGGGCAAAACCCUUGCUUAUGACAUCACCUAUAGAAAAUAAACAAAUAACAGUGUG
This is a messenger RNA of Eptesicus fuscus (big brown bat), 3589 nucleotides long. It is a transcript of the gene THBD, whose product is annotated as thrombomodulin. The transcript is spliced from 2 exons. Gene Ontology annotation, molecular function: transmembrane signaling receptor activity; calcium ion binding. Lineage: Eukaryota; Metazoa; Chordata; Mammalia; Chiroptera; Vespertilionidae. The record is from RefSeq and is a predicted model, not a curated record. Bases 313 to 2052 code for a protein of 579 amino acids. Gene Ontology annotation, cellular component: membrane.